Messenger RNA from Drosophila nasuta, 2029 nucleotides. RefSeq lists its product as uncharacterized. The coding region runs from base 96 to 1019 and encodes 307 amino acids. The transcript is spliced from 2 exons. The record is from RefSeq and is a predicted model, not a curated record. Lineage: Eukaryota; Metazoa; Arthropoda; Insecta; Diptera; Drosophilidae.
UCUGGGACUGCGCAGUGCGCAGGGUUGCUGUGCAGCGAAAGUAUCGGUAUCGGACGGUCGUAUUUUUGUUAUGCUGUUGUUGUUGUUUAGCAAAAAUGGAUCAACAACUGCACCGUCUGACGGAUCGUCAAUACUCGGAAAUGGAGGGCUUGCUACAGGCAAUGGAUAUGCCGAGCUCAGACCACGAAGAAAUCGAGUCGGAAUCGUGCCGACUUAGCCGGUACAAUGCUGUCAACCUGUACGAGGGACGUCAGCGUUGCUACACAAUGCCGCACGUACCCCCUGCGCCGCCAUCCACACCAACGCUGCUAACGUCCAACGGCAAUGGUGGCAGCAGCGGAGGAGGCAGUGGCAUCUUCAGCAGCAACAGCAACGGCAACUGCAGCACCGUUGGCAUUGGCAUUGGCAAUGGCAAUUGCAGCAAUGGCAGCUCCAGCUCACCACCCACCGCCAAUUUGGUGGCCGAUAAUCAAAUCAAUCACAUCUUUUAUGUGAAAAACGGCAAGAAUCCGAGUCGACGCGAAUCCCGUUGCGCCGACACGGAACUCUCCAAGCUCUUCAAUGUGGUCUCCAUCACGAAUCGUUUGACCGCCAUCAAGAAUCAGAAUCGUUCGCACAAACAUCAGCAUCAUCAUCAGCAGCCGCAGCAUCAUCACCAUCACCAUCAUCAGCAGCAGCAGCAACAGCAGCAGCAUCCGCAACUGCAACUGAGCGAGCGUGGCAUCAUCAAUGCAUCACGAAACAUUUCCAAGUUGCAUGGAGCGACGAAAAUCUUUAAGAUUCAUCGCGAUCCCAAGAUGAAGAUCCAUCGGUUCCUGCGCGAAACAGACGAAGAUUCGGUGUCGGCACCCGAGUACGAUGAGGAGGAGGAGGACACACGUUUUCGUUUCUUUCGGCGAACACGACGCUCCUACAGUCGCAUGGGCAGGAAGAUUGCACGCUUCGAGCAUCACGAGCGAAUGGAGACGAUUGUUGAUAGCUUCGAUGCGGCCAUGAGUUUCAACGAUGCAGAUACCUGAGCGGAUGCAGCGGCGGUGGCGGCGACGGCGGCAACAACAUCAUCCACAACAGCAGCUGUAUCCGCAUCCUCAGUCGCCACCGCAGUUGCAGCCGCGCAUUGCAACAGCAACAGCAGCAACAACAACAACAACAGUAACACCACAGGCACGGGCUGAGUGCAAACCAAUGUGAUGAAUGUGAAUUUCAACUAAAUUAUUUUUAUUACUACUAAUAUUAUUACGAUUAUGAUUACCGAUUAUCGAUUACCGAACUGUUCUCUCCAUAAAUUUAGUUCUUUUUGCGCCCAAUUGUCGUCGCGUCUUUGCUGUUGUCUUGGUUCUUGAAUAGAAUGGACUUGGACAUAGUUGGAUAUGGAAGAAAUCCAUACCAUUCCAUUUAUUCAUCCAACCAAGCAAGAAACAAAGCGCUGCGCAGGGCGAGCAUUUAGUUUUUAGAUUAGUUCUUACAAAAGCCUCUGUGUGUGGUCGCUUCACUUUGCGCCUCCAUUCAACAGUUGCAACCAACAACCAACCAACAACAACCAUCAACAAUAAGCACAAUGUCAAGUAUUUUGUUGGUUGUUUGGUAGAUCUGCAACUGUAGAAGGGUGCAGUGGAGCCAAAACAACAAACGAUUCCAAUAAAAUGCACAAAAUAAUGUGUAGUAUUUGUGAAGACAGACGAAAAAUAAACAAAACAAAAACGAUGUAAUUUUCUUCUUAUCGUGACGCUGUUAACAUAUCCCAAAUGGAUCUAUAUAAGAAAUUGUUCAUAUGUUCAGCGAGUUACGAUCUAAUAUUGUUGUGAUCCCAGACUACUAAAAAAAAAAACCAAAACAAACAUAUACAACAUAACAUGCAACAUAUAACAUGAUGAACCGUCUAAAAAUUCAAUUUGUACAAAAACACACAAGUUUAUUCAAUCAGACUGUUUAUUUAACUAAAAAAAAGCGACUAUAUAAUAGUGCAAACCUGUGCAAAUCUAUGAUCUAUGGAAAAGUCACAAUUAAACAAUUUCGUGUAGACAACAAA